Capsicum annuum is the source of this 1684-nucleotide messenger RNA. Its product is annotated as 60S ribosomal protein L36-2. Gene Ontology annotation, biological process: cytoplasmic translation. The transcript has 3 exons. Gene Ontology annotation, cellular component: cytosolic large ribosomal subunit; ribosome. NCBI's taxonomy places the organism in Eukaryota, Viridiplantae, Streptophyta, Magnoliopsida, Solanales, Solanaceae. The coding region runs from base 1092 to 1424 and encodes 110 amino acids. Gene Ontology annotation, molecular function: structural constituent of ribosome. The record is from RefSeq and is a predicted model, not a curated record.
AUUAAACAUCAUCAUACUUACCUAAUUACUAAAACUACCCUUCUUCCCGUCAAUAUACAGAAUAUAAAUGCCGUAAUUGUAAUCAGAAAAACCCUAGCUAAAUAUCUAAGAUUCUCUUUAAUUUAUUCACUCACAAAUCUUGUGCCAGGUACUUGGUGUAAAUUCUUGGAGUUACAAAGUUUUAUUGGAGCUGAUUAGGUUAGUGUGCUAUUUAUACGCUUAAUCAGUAAUAUGAGCUUCGUUUUCUACAUUAGAAUAGACAUCUAGUAAUAUAUAUUAGUAGUGUCGGAGUCAAGGGGAUUCCUCCGCCCCUGGAUAUUAGUAUAUUACAUAUAUGUGUGCGCGCAGUUCUGUUAUGUUAUUUGUUGUUUAUAGAAAGUUAAUUUAGGGAGUAUUAAGCUAUUUUACAUAAAGGGUAGUUGGAUAUAUAGUUUUGGUGAUUUUAUUGGGAAUGAAAUUACUUAGCUUAUUUUUGUUGAGCUAUAUGGAUUGUUUUGAUGAAUACAUAUAUACUUUCCCUUUUUAAUCUAGUUCACACAAAAGGGUAGUUGGAUCUCUAUUUUUGUGAUUACAUCACUUGGUUAUGUUUUCUUAAACAACAUUGCCGCAAGAAAUAAGUUAGACAUGAACUUGGUAUUUGGCAUGGUAUCUAAAUUUUUUUGUAUUGGUAUCUGAGGUUGUUUUAGAUUAUUUUGAGAAUAUAAACUAAUAUAAACUUUAGUGUGCCCAAAUGGUUUAGAUUAGUUUUAGAAUAUAAGCUAUUUUCUUGAAUGUCUUCCAAGUGUAGGAAGUGUCAAAGCCAACUUGGUUAGUGGAUUUUGCCGGUUUCGAAAAAAAGAGCGUUUGAACGCAUUUUUUUCACAUAAAAGUACCUGCUACUGUGUACAGUGUGACAGGUUCUUUUGAUUUAGACACAUAAAAUUUUUAAAUCCAUAGAUUCUGCUAAUUAAGUAUGGUUAUUGAUGCACAAGGAGUGUUGAAGUAGUUUGUAUGAUCAGAACCAGACAUUUGACAUUUAUGCCUAUCAUGGUUGAAUAAUUGCUGCUUACAAUCACUAGUCUGGUUCUUACGUGCCUUGGUUAUUUGUCGGGAUGACUCCAAAGCAGCCAAACACAGGCCUUUCUGUGGGUCUUAACAAAGGACACAUUGUUACUAAGAAAGCAUUGGCUCCACGCCCUUCUGAAAGGAAAGGGAAAACCAGUAAGAGAAUACAUUUUGUUAGAAGCCUUGUCAGAGAAGUAGCUGGUUUUGCACCUUAUGAGAAGAGAAUUACUGAGCUUCUUAAAGUUGGAAAGGACAAACGUGCUCUUAAGGCAGCCAAGAGGAAGCGUGGCACUCACAAGAGAGCAAAGAAGAAGCGUGAAGAAAUGUCCACUGUUCUCCGUAAAACAAGGGCUGCUGGAGGUGGUGAAAAGAAGAAAUGAGUUGCAUGCUAACACCUCUUUAUGAAAUUUUAGGUUCAGAAACUGCUUAGCCAAGAUAUACUAUUUUCUGAAAUUCAAAUAUUAGGGUUUUCAUCAUUUUUAUUGUUGAAAUGCAACUCUCAGAUUUUUGUAAUUUCUGUUUCAGAAUGAGAAUUGUUCGAAAUUUUUAAUGUUUAGAUUUGCAACUCUAUUAUAUGUGAAUUGAAGCUGUACUCAAGUAUAGUUACAUAUUACCAAAAAGGAGCAACUGUAUUUGAUCA